AUGACAUUCAAUGAUAGCUCAGAUCUUCCACUCUUGCAGCCUCGCAGCAGGACGCUUAUCGAAGUCAACGAAUCUGCUCAGCAGUCAACGUCACAAUCGACUUUAAGGAAAUCUCGUUUGGACUAUUGGAAGAUAUGCUCUAUUGGAGCCAUACUGGGAUCGAUUGGAUUCGGCAUCUUUGUCAGCGCGGCGGUGCUCGCAAUAAAGUUGGACGUUUAUACGCACAACAAGGUAUCAAUGCAUGCAUUUCAAGACUAUCUCGACAUAAUGGCGACAUGUGCAUCUACUGGUAGCGCUGAAGAGAACAAGAAUAAACCGAAGGUACUGAACAAGGGUGUUGGUUGGCUACUUGGUGGUAACGAUCCCGAGCAUGUCCUGACAUCGCUACCAAAAAUAUCGUUAUUUGAGGACCUUCCUGAUAAUUGGGACUGGCGUAACUACAAUGGAACAGGCAUCAGCUUGACUACUAGCGUCAUGAAUCAAAUGGUGCCACGAGCUUGCGGAUCUUGCUGGGCUUUUGCAACGGUCAGUGCACUGUCAGAUCGCAUUCGAAUCGCGCGGUAUAGAAAGACAGGCCGUCUCGACACUGAGGUGCUGCUAUCUCCGCAAGUCUUGCUGGACUGUGGCAUGCGCUCAUUUGGAUCGUGCCAUGGCGGAGACCCGCGAUAUGCACACAAGUGGAUCUACGAAAAUGGAAUUGUUGACAUGACAUGUAAUCCGUACAUCGCAUCGCAUCCAUCUUGGAUGGGUGGGGGCGACUGCGCUUCAACGCAGUGCCACACGUGCAACUUGAAGGGAGAAUGUUUCGUUUUGGAAAACCCAGUCAAGUACCGGAUCUCGGAAUACGGCACUUUAAAUUUUACAACGUCUGAGGAGUUUCAACUUCAGGCAAUGAACGAAAUUUACCACCGUGGCCCCAUUGUCGUGAGCAUGUACUCGUUGGCACCAAAGUACCGGCAGUUUAAAGGAGGCUACAUUUUGCGCGACUCAACCAAGUACUCCGGUACAACACACGUCGUGAGCCUCGUGGGAUGGGGCACCGACGCUGAAACUGGUGUAAAAUAUUGGAUUGUUCGUAACUCAGACGGCACGAAUUGGGGCGACGAUGGAUUUUUUGCUGCCGAGAGGGGUGUGAACAUUUACAAUAUUGAAAGCCACGGAGCUUGGGCUGUACCCAUUGUGUACGUCUCACAGGAUCUUCUUGUUAGCACGAGCAUCGGUCACCAAAUUGGGGGUGAUUCUCAUGCGACAUUAGUAGAAAGCUUAGUUCGGACAAAUGUCGUGGCUUCUGGCUCGCGAUUGGAGGCCGCGCUGAGGCGUGUGGACCGAAGAGAUUUCGUGGCGCCGGAAUUUCGUGACUCAACCAGUUGCUACGAUAACCGUCCGCUAAAGAUUGGAACGAUAGCUACAAUCUCUACUCCUCAGCAACAUGCACAGGUGCUCAGGCUAUUAGAGCCUCAUCUUCAGCCAGGAAUGACGGCAUUGGAUGUGGGCUGCGGGUCAGGCUUUCUUGUGGCUGCUAUGGCUCUUUUAGUAAGUCCCGGGGGAUUUGUUACGGGAAUUGACAUUGUCCCGGCGUUGGUUAAGCUCUCUAAAGCGAACCUGUUGCACAGUCUUGGGAAGGAGACGGCGUUUAAGCAGACCGAGAUUAUUGUUAGCAAUGGAAAGAAUGAUCUUGGCUUGCCUAUCAAUGCUCAAUACGACUGUAUUCAUGUUGGUGUUGCCGUGGAAACAAAGGCGGAAGCCGAAAGCUUUUUGAAACUGGUAAAACCUGGUGGAGGGCUAUUGAUUCCUUUUGGAAGCGCGUGUGCUGAGCAGAAGCUAAUUAAGGUGUUGACGAAGUAUGCCGAUGGAUCCGUGGAUAAGCGCUUCAUCAUGAAUGUUUUGUGUCAACCUAUGCUCGACAGUACUGCCGACGGGGCCACGUGGAUGACUCGUGCAGAGAAGCUGGCACAACUGGAGUCCGAUCUCAAGGAGUGGUGCAAAAAAUUUGAGUCUAGUGCUAGCCGAAAGCCCACACGAGACGACCUUAUGGACAACGAUGAGUCCAAGAAGCUGUUUCGAGAAUUUGCGGCGCUGAGAAAGUAA
This is a messenger RNA of Plasmopara halstedii, 2088 nucleotides long. RefSeq names its product protein-l-isoaspartate o-methyltransferase. Gene Ontology annotation, cellular component: cytoplasm. Gene Ontology annotation, biological process: protein modification process; proteolysis. The transcript has 3 exons. The coding region runs from base 1 to 2088 and encodes 695 amino acids. NCBI's taxonomy places the organism in Eukaryota, Oomycota, Peronosporomycetes, Peronosporales, Peronosporaceae. The record is from RefSeq and is a predicted model, not a curated record. Gene Ontology annotation, molecular function: protein-L-isoaspartate (D-aspartate) O-methyltransferase activity; cysteine-type peptidase activity.